This is a messenger RNA of Cynoglossus semilaevis (tongue sole), 1808 nucleotides long. RefSeq names its product solute carrier family 35 member B3 (gene slc35b3). The coding region runs from base 251 to 1378 and encodes 375 amino acids. Gene Ontology annotation, biological process: 3'-phosphoadenosine 5'-phosphosulfate transport; transmembrane transport. The transcript is spliced from 10 exons. The record is from RefSeq and is a predicted model, not a curated record. Lineage: Eukaryota; Metazoa; Chordata; Actinopteri; Pleuronectiformes; Cynoglossidae. Gene Ontology annotation, molecular function: 3'-phosphoadenosine 5'-phosphosulfate transmembrane transporter activity. Gene Ontology annotation, cellular component: Golgi membrane; endoplasmic reticulum membrane.
UGCUUGUGCGACAGCAGCACUGCCAGUAGCCGCUUUGCCGGUAACGUUGUGUGGAUGAACAUAUGUUUUUAUCGAGUGUUUGCCUUUUAAUACCGAAGAGAAAAGGACAUGAAAAGAUUUAGGCUAUACAAAAGAUGAACCUGGCGGGUCCAGGACAACUAUUUCCGCCGAGAUCUCUUCUGCAUAAGAGGAUAAGCUAAUUCAAAUAGACCCGGAAGUGCUGUUGAAGCUCCCAGAAGCUGAUAACACAAUGAGUGCUAAAUAUGGCCUGACUGGCUACAACAACAGUUCACGGAAGCACAUUUCAAUCUCCAUCACAUCGUCUACGGAAGUGAUGUCGCCACACAUAAAGUCUGUGGAGGAGCUAAAAGUUCUUGGAAUCAACCUGAGCAGCUUCAGUGCCCCCACACAGUUUUUAAUUUGUGUAGCAGGAGUAUUUCUCUUUUACCUCAUCUAUGGAUACCUGCAGGAGUUGAUAUUUUCUGUGGAAGGAUUCAAACCUUUUGGUUGGUACCUCACACUGGUCCAGUUUGGCUUCUAUUCCAUGUUUGGAUUAGUGGAGCUUCAACUCACACAGGACAAACGCAGAAGAAUACCAGGGAAGACCUACAUGAUUAUAGCCUUUUUAACAGUGGGGACCAUGGGCCUGUCCAAUACCUCCCUGGGUUAUUUAAACUACCCCACACAGGUCAUUUUCAAGUGCUGUAAACUCAUCCCUGUCAUGAUAGGAGGAGUGUUUAUACAAGGUAAACGGUAUAAUCUUGCUGAUGUUUCUGCCGCAUUGUGCAUGAGUCUUGGACUCAUCUGGUUUACGCUUGCAGACAGCAAAGUGGCACCAAAUUUUAAUGUAACAGGUGUUCUCCUCAUCUCCCUGGCUCUGUGUGCGGAUGCUGCCAUUGGAAAUGUACAAGAAAAAGCCAUGAAGCUUCACAACGGCUCCAACUCUGAAAUGGUGCUGUAUUCAUACUCCAUUGGCUUUGUCUACAUCCUGACAGGCCUGGUCUGUGUGGGCGGACUGGGGAGAGCAGUGGCCUUCUGCUCAGAGCAUCCUGUCAAGACGUAUGGUUACGCAUUUCUUUUCUCACUUACGGGUUACUUCGGCAUCUCCUUUGUCCUGGCCUUGAUCAAGCUGUUUGGAGCGCUGGUUGCAGUGACAGUGACCACUGGGAGAAAGGCCAUGACUAUUGUGCUGUCCUUCAUGUUCUUUUCAAAGCCUUUUACCUUUCAGUACAUUUGGGGCGGCCUCCUGGUUCUUUUAGGCAUUUUCUUGAACAUUUACAGUAAAAACAAAGAUAAAAUGAAGCUUCCCUCCAUCAAGGACCUGAGGAGCUGGCUGAUGACAGGAAAGAAAGGCCGCCUUCUCUCACAGAACGUGUAAGAGGCUGCCGGGGGGGUUGUGGAGGUCAUACACAGGCAAACUGUCCUUCCAUGCGGACAGGAGGUUGGACUCCCCUGUAUCAGGGGAAAUCCUGAAGAAAGGGGCGGAGCUAUUGGACACAUCACUAACAACACUGAGCCGAGGAUGUGGACUCAAGGUUUGAGGACCAAUCAGCUUUGCUAACAGUGACAAAACUGAAAAACACUAGCAGAUGAUGAUGAAGUGUCUGUACUGUGCCGCUCCUGUAUGUACACCACGGGUAUAGAAGGGGCUGAAGUUUUUAGUAACGUGAAUCAUGAACUAUUAAGUUCUUCAGAGCCCUUCGGGAAACAUUCCUAACACGGAGGACAACGUCUUGAGCUUUAACACUCAAGUCUGCGCCUUAUCAAACCAAAUCGCACAGUUUUGCACUGGAAAUAAUUUGUGCACU